This is a messenger RNA of Anastrepha obliqua, 3776 nucleotides long. Its product is annotated as 3'-5' RNA helicase YTHDC2. The coding region runs from base 16 to 3411 and encodes 1131 amino acids. The transcript is spliced from 5 exons. NCBI's taxonomy places the organism in Eukaryota, Metazoa, Arthropoda, Insecta, Diptera, Tephritidae. Gene Ontology annotation, cellular component: intracellular anatomical structure. The record is from RefSeq and is a predicted model, not a curated record. Gene Ontology annotation, molecular function: protein binding; RNA binding; ATP binding.
UAAUGUUUAUUUUCGAUGUUAUUAGUGAUUCAAUUAUUGGCAUUCGUGCUGAAAUUAACGUGGGAAACUCUGCGGAAAAUGUUGAAAACAAAAAACCGAGUUAGAGGCAAGAAUAGUAACAAAGAACCCACUUUAUCUAGGGACGAUCGCCUGCAACUGCACCAGCGUAUAUCACAAUUCUUAGCCGGCUCUGAUGUUGAAUUGGUUAUUCCGGGAUUAUCCAAUGUACAACGAAAAUAUCUCCAUAAAUACAUUGCACAUCUUGGGUUAUUAUCACGAAGUUAUGGCCCCGAAAGCAACCGCGUACUUCACAUUACACAUCGCAAACGUUUAAAAUCUUUGGGACAUGUACGUAAGCUGGAAUUAUCGGCGGCUAGCCGUUCCCUUCUUGAAAAGUCACUACCCGUAUUUGAAGCACAUAUGAUUGAUGCAAAUCGUGUGCAACAUCAACAAAUCUCAAGACAACAACUUCAAAAAAAAAAUCGUCUGCGGAGUGAGUCGUUAUUAAUUGGAUUGGGAUCACGCCUUGUACCGUCGCGUGCCAAUCGCAUAAGUUCUGAACUUUACCGAGAUAAACAGGAGCUCCCUAUUUACCUAUAUCAAGAGGAAAUACAUAAUAUGCUAAAACAACAUGCUAUCUUUAUCAUCAGUGGGGAAACUGGCUCAGGCAAAACCACACAAGUGCCGCAGUAUAUUUUGAAUGAUAGUAUGCGUAGAAAUCGUCCAUGCCGUCUUGUGGUAACACAGCCGAGGCGAGUUGCAGCUGUUUCUGUUGCCCACAGAGUGGCGGAAGAACGGGGUGAACAAAUCGGUGAUACUGUUGGUUACCAAAUACGAUUGGAAAGUCGUGUUCAGAAAACUACUAAUUUAAUCUACACAACAAGUGGCUGUCUAUUGCGUUCGAUAAUGGCUGAUGCGAAAGAUUUCUUUCGUAAAGUAACUCAUUUAAUAAUAGAUGAAAUUCAUGAACGUGAUAAGUACACAGAUUUUACACUUAUAACCAUUAAGGAACAGCUAAAGCGUGAUAAAGAUCUUAAGGUGAUACUUAUGUCUGCCACAAUGGACAUUAGUUUACUUUCAAAAUACUUCAAUGAUUGUCCAGUAAUGAAUGUGCCUGGACAAGGGUUUAAUGUAAAAAUUUUCCAACUUGAAGAUAUACUUUAUCGCACCGGCUAUCGAACGGCUUUAAUGGAGAAAUAUUUGCGUUCAAUGAAUGAAUCAAAUUCACCACAAUAUGCAAAAUUGCCAGCUAGUGUGGAAAACAAUUCCACUUAUUCAACUGAAAACCCAGCCAAAUUAAGUGAUGUGUAUUUGCAAAAGGGCUUAGAUGCAAUUAUAGAUCAGUGUUGCCUUGAAAACUUUCGAUGUGAGGAGGAACUACUUGCCUUGUUUGACCAAAUGCAGUAUUUUAUUGAAAGCGAAGGCAUGCCUGUAGAUGCCGCGCACUCACAAACAGGUAUUACUCCACUUAUGGCAGCUUGUAAAUGCAACUACGCAAAAUAUGUAGAGCUAUUUUUAUUUCAUCAGGCCAAUGUCCACCUCCGAGAUGCGAGAGGGCUAACUGCUCUUGAUUAUUCGAAAAUGCAUUCGGACGAGACCUGUUUAAGAAUACUACAAAGUUCGGAUGUUGUUUUAAAGGAGCAAAUGCAAUUAAAGCAAGAACUGGAAAACAAACAACGCAUUUUGCUUGCGUAUCAGCAACAGUUCAACGACGAAAAUGAAGUCGAUCACGAUUUGAUUCUGUCGUUAUUGGAAGGUCUCUACCGGAGUCCUCAUCCUGGUGCUAUUAUGGUUUUUCUACCAGGUUACAAUGAUAUCGUCCAGCAAAGGGAUCUCAUCCAAAGCACUCUUCCUGCUAAUACAUAUCGAAUUUGUAUUCUUCAUGGUCAAAUGGAUUCACAGGAUCAAUUUGAGGCACUACAAAGGCAUACAGUGCGCAAAAUUAUACUUUCCACAAAUAUUGGGCAGACAUCAAUAACAGUACCCGAUUUGGCCUACAUUAUCGAUUCAGGAAAGGUUAAAAUGAAAACUCAUGACUCAAUCACGGAGUCAUCGCAGCUGCAGUCGGUGUGGAUAUCCAAAGCAGAUGCGAAUCAAAGAUCUGGCCGUGCCGGUCGCACUCAGAAUGGGGUGUGCUACCGAUUGUAUUCCACAGCAACAUAUGAAUAUAUGCCAGAAUUCUGCAUUCCAGAAUUCAUGCGUAUACCCUUAACUGAAAUUUGUUUAUACGCUAAGACGCUGGAUCGUCAAAGUGAUGUUUCAACAUUUUUAGCAAGGGCUCUAAAUCCGCCUUCAAGUGUAAGUGUGCAAAAUGCGGUAAGAAAGCUACAAAUGCUGGAAGUUUUCAACGAUGAUGAAAGUGUAACAGAGUUAGGCCGACAUUUGGUAGAGAUUCCCUUGGAUGUACAAUUGGGCAAAUGUUUACUAUACGGAAUUUUUUUUAAAUGCUUUGAUUCCAUAUUGACUAUUGUCGCUUUUCAUUCGGUAAAAGAUCCUUUCAUUUUACCAACGGAUCGCGCAGCUCAAGGUCAUGCCUCGUUCCAACGAAAAUCAUUUGCAGGGAAGACUUUUAGCGAUCAGCUGGGAAUACUUUCAUUGUAUAAAUCUUACUGCUCAGUACGUAACAAUAGGAAACGUGUUCGCGAGUUUUGCAAUAAAUACUAUCUAUCGCAAUCAGCUAUGGAAGUGUUUUGUGCAACGCGGCGUCAAAUUGCUGAUCUGACAUGUCAAAAAUUUCGUUUGGGACAACAAGCGUCCUUAUUUAAUGAUGACUGGAAUAUGGUACGUUAUUGUUUGGCUGCUGGUUUCUACCCUAACGUAGCAGUAAUUGAUCGCCAAAAAGGGACGCUUAUUUCGGGAGCAGAAAAGCAGUUACUACUACAGAGAACAUCGGCGCUGAACCCACCUGGCAUGAAAAACUUAAAAGAUUUUAUUGACGAACUCCCAUUCGAUUGGGUGAUAUUCUUUGAAAAAUCAGGUGUUGGUAGUAAAUGCUCGAUAAAUAUGAACACCGUAGUUUCGCCUGUGGUAAUUGCUCUUCAAUGUGGUCGAGAUUGUGUGCUGGAUGAAGACGCUUUGGACGACUCUAAAAUUUCAGAUAACGAAGAGUCAGUUUCUGGCAAUGCAACUGUUGAUUCAAAUGAAACAUUUAACGAACUGAUGACAAAGGUUGAAGCGCUUUCCUUACCAGACCCCUCUGAAAUUAAUAACCCAAAAGCUAUAAUGUCUAUAGAUAAUUGGAUAAAAUUUGAGUUGCCUACCAAUGAUGCAAACAUGCUUUUGCUGCUGCGUAGCUUGAUAAAGUCACAAUUUGAAAUAUUUUUGCAAAGUGGUAAUUCAAUGCAGGCAUCAACGUCAGUUUAUCAUGUUCAAAAGCUUCUCUACAGUUUAGAAAAUAUUUUUCCAACAUAAAUUGGCUAUGAAAAAAGUUUUCUUGGAUAUUUUUCUUACAAUAAUUUUAUAUCAAGUUCCGAUGUGGGUAACGAAAAUAAGAAUUGGCAACAUAUUAGGAGUCUUGUAUUAUGAUAUUUUAUAUUGUUUUUUGUUUCUUGUAACAUAUCGUAGAUGCAAACAUUUUAUUGAUCGGAUUGCAAAGUAUACAUAUUUGGAUGUUUAUAUUAUUUAUUUUUCAAUAUGUACAUAUUUCAUCCCAUAAAAAUUCCAAAUGCUACACUGACAGAAAAUUUCUUUUUUUAAUGUAAAUGGGCAGCAAGCAGGAAUAUGCCUAAUAUAACAUAACUUAUUGGACCGAUUAAAAUGAAUUUACAAGAACUUAA